Messenger RNA from Ricinus communis (castor bean), 1649 nucleotides. Its product is annotated as putative RING-H2 finger protein ATL21A. The coding region runs from base 249 to 1427 and encodes 392 amino acids. Lineage: Eukaryota; Viridiplantae; Streptophyta; Magnoliopsida; Malpighiales; Euphorbiaceae. The record is from RefSeq and is a predicted model, not a curated record. The transcript is spliced from 2 exons. Gene Ontology annotation, molecular function: polysaccharide binding.
AAAUCCAUGUUAGGAUUAAAUGCUACUUUACAUAUCAUACAUAUAUAAUUUCCGUUCUUUCCCUUUGAUUUUUCCAUUGGAAGUUUUGCAAGCUCUUAUUAAAAUCAACAACAUAUUCUCUUUCCCAUCAAACCUUGUAAUUGCUUAAAACACAAUUGUUCAUCUGCUUCUUGCCACAGCUUCCUUGGAAGCCCUGCACCAACACUGUGUGCAAUACUUUCACAAUAGUCAACAAGAAAGAUCGGCAUAUGGCCAAGUUAAUCCUCUUCUUCUUUCUUGUCUUUGUGACAGUAGCACAUGGUCUCCAAUUCUGCCAAGAAUCUUGCAGUCGAACAGGCCAAGAAAUUCGAUUCCCUUUUGGACUUACCGGAGGUAGAUGCAGCUAUCCUGGUUUCAAUCUUUCCUGCUCUGCUGGAGACCAGACGAUCCUCGCUCUCCCUCGUGCCGGAAACUUCAUAGUCCAAUUCAUCGAUUACUCGGCUCAACAAAUAUACAUUAGAGACCCUGGAAACUGUAUUGCCGAACGUUUCUUAAAGAAUUUUAGUCUCUCAGGAUCGCCUUUUAUUGCAGAAAUAUAUCGCAGCUUCACUUUUCUCAACUGCUCGUCAAAUUUCUCUGCCUCCUUUCUCCCUCCUUCUUCAAGGAAAGUUAAGUGCCUCAGUAGCGAAAAUUCCACUGUUGUGGCUUUACUGAACAGUUAUGAUCAGGGCUACGAGCCAUCUUCAUUUCCGUCGUGUACGGUGAUGGCAAAAAGAGUUGAAGUUCCGGUAUCGUGGUAUCGCUGGGCUGAAGGAGAUGCCUCUUUAACAUGGACAAAACCGGAUUGUAGAAGUUGUGAAGAGCGCGGUGGCACUUGUGGAUUCAAAGGUGAUACAGGUUUAGAUAUUGGUUGCUUCGAUCUGCCCCGUUCUAAACGCGCUCUGCCAAGAAGUGCAAAGUAUGGCAUAAUAAUCGGGAUUGGAAUACCAGGACUACUCUGCAUAAUUGGGCUUGGCUGUUAUGUGGCAGGCAGAGUCGGGACAUACAGGCGUAGCCUCCACUCUAGCACAGCACUCAACGCCACAUUUCCACGGCAACCAUCCAUGGCAGUGACAGGAAUCGACGGAGCAACAUUAGAAUUAUACCCAAAAACAUUACUAGGCGAAAGUCGACGAUUGCCUAAGCCUAAUGAUAACACUUGCCCCAUAUGUUUAUGCGAGUAUCAACCUAAGGAGACAUUAAGAACUAUACCUGAAUGCAACCAUUAUUUCCACGCUGAUUGCAUUGAUGAGUGGCUUAAAAUGAAUGCAACAUGCCCUCUCUGUCGAAAUUCGCCGGAUGUUUCUUCCGUAGCUACACCUUCCUCAUCAUUGUCUGCUUCCUCUAUUGCUACUACCCCUUCCUCAUCGUUGUCCGAUUCAUCAUCUUCAUUGUAUUCUGGACCAUAAAAAUAUGGUUUCCACGUGGUGCUUUUUUCUGUAUGUUUUGUUGAUGUAGAUUUCGCCUCAUUGGGUUUUUGCGUUUUGGUAAUGUUGUUUUGUUCGAAUACAGAGGAAACAGAGGAGAGUUAAGAAGGGUCACCUUGUAAAUCAAGAUCUUAUUUUGUUUAUGGUUGACGAUUGGACAACUAGUUUGAGAUUGCUGUUUAAUUUAGCAUAAUUUUGCAUUCA